Messenger RNA from Schistosoma mattheei, 546 nucleotides. NCBI's taxonomy places the organism in Eukaryota, Metazoa, Platyhelminthes, Trematoda, Strigeidida, Schistosomatidae. The record is from the annotation of a GenBank genome assembly.
CUGAUUUAAUUAAAAUAAACAAAUCAUCAGAAAAAAACAGAAGGGAGAAAACAAACUAAAGGUUUUCUUCUUUGUUAAAAAAUAAACACGCAAGAAAGUCGUAAAUAAAAACUAUGAUCUAUAUAAAAUGCUUCACGCUUAUUUCAUUUACAAUAAUUAUCUGCGGAACAUUUGGACAAUAUUAUAAAAUAUGGAGCGAAUAUCCACAGUCAAUUCUACAAAAUGAAGAAAGAUUAACAAAACGUCCUUGGACUUUACGUGACCCACUGAAUUGUUGCUUGGAUAAUGCUAAAUGUUGUAGGCGUAAAAGGUACUUUGGAAGAAAACUGGAUGAAGAUGACGAAGAUGAAUUUGGUUUGACACGGGGAGAACACGCUUGGAAAAAUCGUGUAUAUCAGAUUAGAAAUCGAAUGAAUCCACUACUGGUAAAAAAAUUUACUCAUGAAAGAAUGAAUAAGUAUUGAGUUCUAAAAACGUUAUUACUAUAUUGUGUAUGUAUCUGUCUAUCCGUAAAUAUCUUAAAAUAAACAUUUUUUAAACACUUCA